Molecule: messenger RNA, 1751 nt
Organism: Lecanosticta acicola
Lineage: Eukaryota; Fungi; Ascomycota; Dothideomycetes; Mycosphaerellales; Mycosphaerellaceae
Source: the annotation of a GenBank genome assembly
AUGGCUGAAAUGUUCACCAAAUUGGAGGUACGUUGAAUCGCACAGCGAGCACAAUGAUAACCGAAAGCUAAGAGAAGACAGGCAGAAUACUGUACGUGAGAUCUACAGUUCCAGAAUGGACCAUGUCUAAUCGCGUCUAUAUAGGUCCACCUCUUGAUCCCGCUCUGCUAUCCGCAAUUCUGUCCGACUUCGAUUUGUCUUCGACCCACGAUGUAGAGCAAGCGAGGGCUACGUUAGACCCGCUGAAAGAGAGUGCGUUUCUAGAGGAAGCGGCUGGGUUCGAUGCUGCAGGGACAGGGGCACAAGAUGAAAGUUUGGGACAUGGAUCGAAAGCCGAGUCUUGUCCUGGUACGAGCGUAUCACUCUCACGGGAGACAGACUUGACAAGCCUGUCGAACGGCCUGUCUUCUCUGGAAUUGGAUCAAGACCUGGACGACGGGAGCCAUACGCCGGGGACCAUCAGUACCGCCGAGGACAUUGAGACGCUGGAUGAAGAUACAAAGAUACAGAUGUUACUGGACGUGACCCAUGGGCGAGUCACGCGAUACAGUGCCAAGCACACAUUGCGCAAAUGCAAUGGCAAGUGGCACGCUGCUCUAGAUGAGCUCCUCAACCACGUGUUCUUUGAUGAAGCCGGCCAAGGCAAUGAAGAGCAUAAGGUCUCUGCUAAGGGCAUUGAUGCUUUCUCCGAAGAGAACGUUGCGAAGAGAGGCCGAAAACGCAAGCAUAAGGUCCAAAAUGCCCGAAAGAUGGACGACAGACGUUCAAGCUCCUUGCCGAUCUCCCCGAUAGAUUCUACAGUCCCUGUGACGAACAAGUGGCAGACAGCCGGUGAAGACAUCGACUUUAUAGCGAGUCGUACCGGAAUGGCCACUUCAUCAGUCGCGUCCAUCUACUAUUCCAACGGAACUUCUCUUUCCAGAACGAUCAGUGACAUACUAAAGACAAGCGUGCAAAAUGACACUCCUUCCGAUGACCCUAUCAUCGCUGUGAAUGCUCACGACCUGGGACUAGAAUUCCCGACCAUUAUUCCCGCUUUCGCGGCUGCCUUGGUCGGGCUGACACAUCCAUCCACGGCUGCUGCGCGCGAACUCGCAAAAGCGUUGACAACGAGACCGCAGGUGAAGGGAGGCGUUCAGAUUGUUCCGCAAUAUCGGCCACCACAAGAGGAGGACACCGAGAUCGCGUCCCAAAUCGUUGGCAAGAAGUCGAAGCAGUCAAAUGCUUCGAAUCUCUCGAGCGAACUCAGCGACCUAAACGGCCAGGCAAAUGCCUAUGCAGCUGCUCGUAGGACGGCACUGUCGCAGGCAUAUGCCGCUCAUCGCAAGGCCAAAUCCGACCGACUGAUGGCAGGCGCGGCUGCCUAUUAUGGACAAGUCAGUCGCGACAAUGCAGCACUGUACUCUCGAUCCUCUGCAGCAGCCGCUGAUCAACUCGCCCAGAGUCAGUCUGGCGCUGGAGAGCUGGAUCUCCAUGGGAUCGAUGUCUUGAACGCUGUUAGGAUCGCGCAAGGGAAAGUCGAAGAAUGGUGGCAAGGUUUGGGCGAGCAGCGUGCGAAUGGCCGUCUGGGUGCUGCAGAACGGCAAGCUGGGUACAGGAUCGUCGUUGGCAGGGGCACUCAUAGUGAGGAUGGCAAAAGCAAACUGGGUCCUGCUGUUACCAAGAUGCUGAAGAGCGAUGGGUGGAGAUUCGAGCCCGCUGGAGCAGUGAUCGUUGUCAAAGGUCGAGCACGUACAGGAGCGCAUACCUGA